Plasmodium gonderi is the source of this 828-nucleotide messenger RNA. RefSeq lists its product as hypothetical. NCBI's taxonomy places the organism in Eukaryota, Apicomplexa, Aconoidasida, Haemosporida, Plasmodiidae. The record is from RefSeq and is a predicted model, not a curated record. The transcript has 2 exons. Bases 1 to 828 code for a protein of 275 amino acids.
AUGUUUUAUUUUAACUUAAGGAAAAAGGGUAUCUUACAUACCUCCCACUCAUUAUGUAAACCCCUUUUGUGUAAUUUUAACACCAGGAAAAAUAUCAACGUUAGUAAAUUAAUAAAAAGGAAAAAUAUAAAAAGCUACGAAUUAAAUAACAUAGAAGAUGUAGAAGUUCUGUUACAAGAGAAGCAUCAUGAUAUCUUUCAAAGCUAUCCAUCAAUUAAAAAUGUGAACAAAAUUAUCGAUGUAAGAAAUAUUCCUGUUUUUAAAAAAAAUGAAAAUCCCAACAAUAUCUUGAAUAAAGUGGCUCUUCAUUUUGGAGACCUGUCAUACAUCAAAGGUGACGCAGCUGUGAACGGAACAAAUCACACUUUCGAAUUGACAAAGGAAGGAAACGGUUAUGAUUGUUCAGGUAAUUUUUUAAAAACAUGCGGAGAUUCGCUCUUUAAUGAUAUAAAGUAUGUUCGAGAAGAAAAUAAAGGAAAAGAAAUAUUAUUAACAAAAGGGUAUAACAGUGCAUAUAAAUAUAUUAUACAUGUUGCUGAACCGUAUUAUAACGAAACUGCAAAAUUAAGAAAAUGUUAUGAGUAUAUUUUAUUAACAGCAAAACAAAAUAGCCUUAAAACUAUUGUUUUCCCCCUACUUGGUAGUGGUAUUAGCUUAUUUAAGAGACAUGAUGUUGUCGUAUGUUGUUUGGAAGGAAUAUAUGAAUUUUUUAAGGAUAAGGAAAAUAUGAAUGCAAUUGAUAAAGUUGUUUUGUGUACUAUCACUGAUUCGUAUUGGAUGCUGCUAAGAGAUUCUAUCCCCCUUUACUUAGAUAUGGGUGUAAAAUAA